UAAUUGUGAACUAUUGUACUUGUGAGUAUUAAACAUAAUUGUUGUUAACUUUUAAUAAUAAAAUUUAUUUUUAGGUCUAAAUGUCUGUUCAUGUUUCCGAAACCGAUUUUCCUGCAGACGACAGUAUUGAAGAUCUGGAAUUUAAUACUACUGGAAGUAAACGAAAGAGCUCAUUAAGUGCGGAAUCAGGACCGGCCCUAAAAAAAUUCUGUGUGAAUUCACAAAAAACUAUUUUCAAAAAAGAAUUUUACACAGAAGUGGAAAAAAUUUCCGAUAAGACAACUUGUGCUAAGUGCGUUGCAUGUCAUCGAGUGAUGAGAGGAAGCGGUGAAGUGGCUUCAAAUUUCAUCAAACAUUUGCAAGUCGAGCAUAGGGAAUGUUUUAAAACAUACAAAAGUUAUAAAAUAGGUAGCCCUUUUGGCGGUAACAUGCAAUCUGAGUUCGAUGGUAAACUGUUACAUGCAAUGAUUGAUUGUUCAUUGCCCCUUUCCAUUCUGGAAAAGAAAUCCUUUAUAGAUCUUUUUCAAAGUACAGGUAUGAAGGUGAUGUGUAGGCUAACAGCGGCUAAGAAAUUGGAAACAAAAUAUACCAUCAUGAUGGAAAAUGUAAAAGAAAACAUGGUUUGCUCUAAAUAUUUUUGUACUACAGCAGAUGUUUAGUCUGGAAAUCAUAGAAGCUUCCUUGGA
Messenger RNA from Bactrocera tryoni, 686 nucleotides. RefSeq lists its product as uncharacterized. NCBI's taxonomy places the organism in Eukaryota, Metazoa, Arthropoda, Insecta, Diptera, Tephritidae. Gene Ontology annotation, molecular function: DNA binding. The transcript is spliced from 2 exons. The record is from RefSeq and is a predicted model, not a curated record. The coding region runs from base 81 to 659 and encodes 192 amino acids.